AGUUUUAACGUACGAAAAAUAAUUUCUUCGUUCCCACAAUUGUAGAUGCCACAUUGAUUAGAUUGAUAAGAGCGAUAAUAUCGAAAUAACAAUGUACUUGUAAUGGUCGCGUGAAUUUGUGGAUUUAUCAAAGUCACAAGUCAUAUCACGAAUACCGAUAACGGUUUGUUUUCGUCAUAACGUUUCUGUUAUAUAAAUUAGACGGUGGCCUUGAUGUGUUUAGUGUUCUGCCAAAAUCACAAUCGUUAAGAUGGCACUUUUAGAAACUUUAAUAGGAAUAAUCGCAAUCAUCACAUUGAUUUAUUUCUAUUUCCAACAAUCAUUUAAACAUUGGGAUAAAUUGAACGUAACCUCAGUUAAACCAACAUUCCCCUUUGGCAGUAUAGGUUACAAAGAUGUUAAAAAAGGUUUAUACGCUGGUGUAAGAAAAUGUUACCUAGAACUAAAAUCGAAAAAGGUUAAAUACGGAGGUGCUUAUCUAGGACCAAACCCGAUUUUAAUACCGAUGGAUAUCGAUCUUAUUAAGACGAUUUUAACGAAGGAUUUCCAAUCUUUUGCUAGUCACGGAACGGAAAUUGAAGCGGUCGAUCCGAUUUUAGCGCAUCUCUUCAAUUUAAGCGGGCAAGAAUGGAAAGAUAUGCGGGUUAAAUUAACCCCAACUUUUACAUCGGGAAAAAUGAAAAUGAUGUUUAACACUUUGUUGGAUUGUGGUCAUCAAUUGGAGAAUUUUUUGGAUGAAACUUACAAACAAAAUAAACCGUUCGAUGUUAAAGAGAUCAUGGCUUGUUUCACAACUGAUAUUAUCGGCUCUUGUGCUUUCGGUGUAGAAUGCAAUUCGUUUCAAAAUCCCGAUGCUGAGUUUCGAAAAAAUGGGCGAAAAUUAUUCACCCCAUCGGUCAUAACAUUCUUUAGAAGAUUAGUCGGACAAGUUUUCCCAACAAUCAAAAAAACAUUAAAAAUAAACACUAUUGAUCCCUCGGUAAGAAUGUUCUUCAUGGACGCAGUUAAAAACUUAGUUAAUUACCGCGAGCAAAACAACGUCACAAGAAACGAUUUUAUGCAAAUCUUACUCAACAUGAAAGCAAAAGCCCAACAAGAAGGAAGCGAAGGGUUCACGAUGGAACAACUCACAGCCCAAUCCCUAAUCUUCUUCAUCGCCGGUUUCGAAACUUCCUCAACAACGAUGAGCUUUUGUAUGUACGAAUUAGCGUAUAACCAAGAGGUUCAAGAUCGCGUUAGAGCCGAAAUGAACGAAGUCUUAGAACGACACGACAAUAAAAUAAGUUACGACGCAAUCAUGGAAAUGAAAUAUUUAGAUCAAGUUUUACAAGAAACCUUGCGAAAAUAUCCCCCCACUCCGAUUUUACCAAGAACUUGCACUAAAGAUUACAAAUUCGAGGAUGGUGUUGAAAUCAAAAAAGGUACAAGCGUGUUUAUUAACAUUUUUAGCAUGCACAGAGAUGAAGAUUAUUUUUCUGAUCCGGAGAAAUUCGAUCCGGAUCGAUUUUCCGAUGAGAAUAAAGACAAGAUUAAACCGUUCAGUUAUAUUCCGUUCGGGGAAGGACCAAGAAUUUGUAUUGGUUUACGAUUUGGAUUGAUGCAAGCUAAAGUUGGAUUAACUCUUCUUUUGAAGAAUUAUAAGUUGCAUCCGCAAGAAAAUAUCAAAUAUCCUAUGGAUUUUGACCCAAAAGCUCUCGUUUUAUCUUUUAAAGGAAAAAUUUUAUUAAAGGCUGAAAAAGUUUAAUUUGAAAUCGUACUAAAUUAGUAGAGAUUAUAUAGAAAAAGAUUCAUAUUGGCGAUGCUUUGUCGUAAUAAAAACUUUGUUAGGAAGUUAA
Onthophagus taurus is the source of this 1835-nucleotide messenger RNA. Its product is annotated as cytochrome P450 6a2-like. NCBI's taxonomy places the organism in Eukaryota, Metazoa, Arthropoda, Insecta, Coleoptera, Scarabaeidae. Gene Ontology annotation, molecular function: heme binding; iron ion binding; oxidoreductase activity, acting on paired donors, with incorporation or reduction of molecular oxygen. The record is from RefSeq and is a predicted model, not a curated record.